Messenger RNA from Liolophura sinensis, 4338 nucleotides. Its product is annotated as monocarboxylate transporter 10-like. The record is from RefSeq and is a predicted model, not a curated record. Bases 336 to 2729 code for a protein of 797 amino acids. Lineage: Eukaryota; Metazoa; Mollusca; Polyplacophora; Chitonida; Chitonidae. The transcript has 7 exons. Gene Ontology annotation, molecular function: monocarboxylic acid transmembrane transporter activity. Gene Ontology annotation, biological process: monocarboxylic acid transport; transmembrane transport.
ACGGAGCGAGUGGCUGGGCAAAUGGACGCUAAUACAGCAAACAGGAAAAAAUAUCGGCUUUCCACGACGAAUUAUGCUGUAUAACUUUUCAUGAAUAGAAAUCUGUGGUUAACCGUUGCGCUGAUACCCGCGGUAGACGAUACGCAAAGUCAAGGCACUGCGACAGUUGUGGUAACCAAGAUCCAGAACCACCUGCUGGAUUUCAGGUGGACAGUUAGCAUGACGUUGGAUUCACUGUUGUCUUCUAUUUCCAAACGUCUAUGAAGUUUGGAUAAACAUUGGCUAACUAGGCGUGUAAUACAUUUCCUCAAGCUGACCUGUCUAACCUAUCAGAAAUGGGAGAAUCCACGCCUCCAAAGCGACAACGACACACGUCGUCGGAAUCCAACAAGUCUGGCGUUUCGACGGAUAGCGUGGGUCAGUACAUCCCGACUCCUCCAGACGGUGGGUGGGGAUGGGUCAUCGUCUUCGCCUCACUGAUCUGUAACAUCAUCGUUGACGGUAUCAACUACUCCUUCGGUGUCUUCAUGUUGGAAUUCGCAAACUACUUUGGAGAGACCAAGAGCAAGACGUCACUGGUUGGAUCUCUUUUAUGCGGGAUGUACCUUAUGACUGGUCCCAUAGUAAGUGCUCUGGUCAACAAGUUUGGGUGCCGCCCGGUGACAAUGGCCGGUAGCAUCGUGGCCACCUUCGCCUUCCUUUUGAGCACACAAUCUAGCUCCGUGGAGGUUCUCAUUCUCACAUACGGCGUCAUGGGAGGGAUGGGUUUUGGGUUGAUCUACUUGCCGUCUAUCGUCAGUGUUGGAUACUACUUUGAAAAAAGGCGCGCCUUGGCAACUGGCAUAGCAGUCUGUGGUUCUGGAAUAGGUACCUUUAUAUUUGCUCCACUGUCCCAGUACCUGCUCAAAGAGUUUGACUGGAAGAACGCCAUGUUCAUCCUGGCUGGAAUUGUCCUUCAUGGAACUGUAUGUGGGAUGUUGAUGAGACCACUGGAGCCGCCAAAGAAGAGAAAGCGCCGGCCUAGGACCAAGAAUAUGCUGGAUAGGCUGAAGGAAAAGCAAAACGCCAAGAACGGCCACCAUCGAAGCGAGUCGGAAUCCAACAUGCUGACUUUUGGAGUAAAGGACACUAACCGUGUUCUAGAAGGUGUUAUGGAAGCCAAAAUGCUUCGAGAGAAACAACUUCAAGAAGAUGAUUCCGAAGUUGGCUCUAUCCCUAGUACAUAUUUUCUAAAAGGUCUUAGUGGCGAUGGUCGCUCUCAAAAACUUUCUAUAUCCGAAAAGGGAGAACAGCAAAGCUCUCCGACAAGUCCUGAUAUGGCGCCAAAGAUAGUUAUAGCGGAUUCAGAAGACACGAAUUCCUCCCCUACAAGGGAGAGACCUUUGUCGUCGGAGGUCGCUGCGGAUGUGUCACCUAUAUACGAGGAAGCUGCAGACAAUGGGAAAGCUGAAAACAACAGUGUGGAUGACAAUGAUGACACCGAUGGCGCAGCUACAAAGCGGGGCUCGGAGAAAUCAAACUCUACGAACCAAUCGGGAAGUCGGUCCACUGUGAUGUCUGACCAUGUGGCGAAUGGUCCCGUGGUACCUGCCAGUCGUGAUCGCAGCAUGACGGACGGCUUCCAUACCCGCUCCCAGUCCGUCAAGAACGAUAAUAAGUACGCGGUAAAUGGUCGCUCGCCUCAUCACGAGGUGGCGCCACUCCUAGCGCGGAGUGAGGCUGGUAUCGACAGAAUCAGAGAUACGACAGGCAGUAAAAAGAGUCACGUCAGAAGUGCUGUUUGGAGGCCAGGCAGCCAUCUGCGGGUGGAGGAAAAAGUUCCUUCAUUCCAUAAAGAAGACUAUGCUAGGCCAUUGUACAGAAAAGAUAUAUUUUACAGUGGGAGUAUUUUAAACAUUCCACAGUUUCAAUCUCAACCAGAUAUGCGCAGUUACAUAACUAGCAUAACAACCAUACCGGGCACCCUGGCCCACGAGAAGGCGAGUACUACGGUGUGGGACAGGUGUACAUGUCUGCCAAAGUCAGCCCGGGACACCUUGGGAGAGAUGUUGGAUGUGUCUCUACUCUCCAAUGUGGCCUUCAUGUUGAUCUGUUUAGGCAAUGUGUUUGCCAUGGCCGGUUUCCUGGUUCCCUUCGUGUACCUCGUGGACAGGGCACAGCUUUUGAAGAUAGACGAAAACAACUCCGCCUUUCUUAUCUCUGUCAUAGGCAUAACAAACACGGUUGGCCGGCUGUUGGUUGGGUUCCUCGCUGACCUACCUCGUGUGGACAGCCUGGUUAUUAACAAUGUCGCCCUCAUCCUGGCUGGGAUAGCCUCGGCACUGGCACCGUUCUGUGUCUCCUAUCCACUCUUGGUCGUUUUUUCAUCUGUAUUUGGUCUCUGUAUGGCGGCUUUCAUCUCACUUACAUCUAUCAUCUUGUGUGAUUUACUUGGUUUGGAGAAAUUAACAAAUGCGUUUGGUUUACUGACGUUAGCUCGAGGAGUAUCUGCCAUAGCGGGCCCACCUCUUACAGGAGCUAUAUAUGACAUGACGGGAAGCUACGACGGCGCGUUCUACGUGGGCGGAGGCAUCAUUCUGAUAGGAGCCUUGCUGCACUGUUUCCUUCACCUACCCUGCAUUAAGAGAAACCAAAGCAGACCUGACCGUGAUAAUGACGUGUUUACUGACGCUGAUACCAUAGAGGUAGCUCCAGCCACGCGAGUCGAUGAUACUGUCACUUCUGUCUGAUGUGGCAGACAGUCUUCUGAUAUAUCCGUUUGUGAACAGUCUUCUAACACCGGUAUAUCAAUGUAUUGGUGAGCAGACAGCUUUCUUAUAUAAUUAUUGGUGAAAAGACAGUUAUCAUUCUACGUAGACAUUGGCGAAAAGACAGUCUUCUGAUAUAGCUAUUGGCGAACAGUCUUCUAACACCGGUAUUUCAAUAUAUUUGUGAGCAGACAGCUUUCUCAUAUAACUAUUGGUGAAAAGACAGUUAUCACUCUAUGUAGACAUUGGCGAAAAGACAGUCAUCUGAUAUAGCUAUUAUUGAAAAGGCAGUCUUCAGAUAUAGCUACUGGUGAGCAGACAGUUGUAUGAUAAACAUUCGGUGAGCAGAUGUCGUCUGAUAUUGUCAUUGGUUAGCAGACAGGCAUUUGAUGCAGCUCCAACUGUGAACAGACAGUCGUCUGAUGCAGCUCCAACUAUGAGGAGACAGUCGUCUGAUGCAGCUCCAACUAUGAGGAGGCAGUCGUCUGAUGCAGCUCCAACUAUGAGGAGACAGUCGUCUGAUGCAGCUCCAACUAUGAGGAGACAGUCGUCUGAUACAGCUCCAACUAUGAGGAGGCAGUCGUGUGAUGCAGCUCCAACUAUGAGGAGACAGUCGUCUGAUGCAGCCACAACUGUGAACAGACGGUCGUCUGAUGCAGCCCUACUGUGAGCAGACGGUCGUCUGAUGCAGCUCCAGCUGUGAGCACACGGUCGUCUGAUGCAGCUCCAACUGUGAACAGACAGUCGUCUGAUGCAGCUCCCACUGUGAGCAGACAGUCGUCUGAUGCAGCUCCAACUGUGAGCAGACAGUCGUCUGAUACACCCCCAACUGUGAGCAGUUGUCUGAUGCAGCUCCAACUGUGAACAGACAAUUUACUGCAACGGUGCUAGGCACUCGGACAAAGGGCGCUACAGACCUGAGCAUAUUUUCCUUCUCUUGCUUGGGUUAGAGAGAACAACUGAAAUACCUCACGUGCUUUGUUUUGUGUUACUCCUCCUUUGGUGUCGUUUAUAAGACGUCUUUCAAGUUACAAAAGAAUAUUUUGUAUAUUUGAAAAAAUUCUCAAGGUGUCACUGUUUACGAGGCAUUGUUUUUCAGAAGACAGUUUUUCUACAUACUUUUGAUUACCUGUUUCAAUGACUCUAGAGUAAAUGAAUAUACGGAAGUCUGUUCCCUGGAAGAGCACUCGUAGAGAACCUGGUAACGUGCUCGUGAAAGCAGAGAGUCCAUGGCACUAUCUUCCGUUUGAUGCGGAUAUUCACUGCGAAUUGAAGGGAAGGAAGUAUCUAAUACCAAGAGGAAUAACUCUGCAAGGCACAGUUGUCUAUCAGUUUCCACACAGACACUUCACGGCCCCAAUAGAGUGUUCAGAUUACUGGUCAGCUAUGAUGGAUCGGCUUGAGUCCACUGUUAUAGCUCAACUGUAAGUUUUUUUUUAUAUGUAGAGAGAUAAAAAGAGUAUGUGAUGAAGUUUACACUGUAUGAAAUGACAAUGUCCAUUUUGUUAAAUCUUGACCCUUUCUGUCCAGAGGAUUUCUUAUUAAAACAAACACGUGUUUAUUGUGAAUCUGUGUGCAGCACGUGUAUCUU